CAGUCGCACGGAAAUUGCGUUGGUUUUGGCUUGGCACAAGCAACGUGCUAACGUUAAAGAGCACCUGGGAGCCAAAGCGCUGUGCAGUCAUGUGGCCUGUGGUGUGGACAGCGUUACGGACCUAUGCCCCUUAUGUCACCUUCCCUGUGACCUUCGUGGUGGGAGCGGUGGGCUACCACCUGGAGUGGUUUGUCAGGGGGACCCCUCAACCUCGAGAGGAUAAGAGCAUCCUGGAGCUGAGGGAGGAGAGGAAGCUGCAGGAACAAGUGGGUAUGGACAGCACCCAGGUGCUUAGCCUGAAAGAGAAACUGGAGUUCACGCCCAAAGCGGCUCUGAACAGGAACCGGCCCGAAAAGAGCUAAUCCGUGUCGGCAUGAGAGACUCGCGUUUGCCCUUUCUCGGCAGGAGGGCAGUGCAUCGGGAGCAAAGGAGGGCGAACCAGAGGGCAAACACACCCAUUCAGUCAUACAGCCACACUCCAGGCCACCCAAAAGCACCAUCUUGUCUGUGUAAAUCUCAGCUACAUUUUUAGAAGCUAAAGGGUAAUCAUAAAAACAGUCUUGAUCUUGUUUCAAGUCAAACAUAGCUCAUGUGUGCUAUAUGUGAUUCUUUGACUUUCCCCUUGAUGUUGCACACACCUGUUCAUGCUUUGAUCAAUAACCAAGUAAUGACAACACCUGAAGAAUGGAAACCCUGGCUGUCCAAGCUUCAAACUGAUGACAGCGUUGAAAGGGAACUGGUUGUUUUUUGUUUUAUUUAAAGCUAGCUGAGAGUCCUAUGACAGAUGUGAUUAUUUCUUCACUGUUAAAUCAGACAAAUGCCAUUUCUAUGUAAUUUCUUGCAUAAAAAUGAUUUUCAUGUAUGUUAAAAGGAAUUCUGUAGGGCCGCUCAGUUAAUCUGGCGUCCCCAAGCAAAGCCCAAGAUGACGUCCUCAAAGGCAUUCAGUUUACUGUCAUAGAGGAGUAAAGAAAUGGAAUCAGAGUUUUGAUUAAACAGCUGACAUGUUAUGGAUUCAUCAUUGUCGCUGCAGACCUCUGAUUGUGGACAUAAAAGUGGAGGAAGGAAGGCAGGUCUUUGUGGAUCGUUAUAUCUCAUGUCUCGUCCUUUUGAUGGUAUGUGGCACAAUAAUCCAGCAGUGUGGGAGGUCUCAGGAAGUUUAAGAUGCUCAGUCCUAUUGUCUUAUUCCUAUUGAAACAUCAACACAAUGCUUUUCACUGGAUAGUUUGCACACUAAGAGUUUAAAUUAUUUGUGUUACUGAAGACUGUGAUGAAUAAAGACUUUUUUGUGUA
Chelmon rostratus (copperband butterflyfish) is the source of this 1290-nucleotide messenger RNA. It is a transcript of the gene smim12, whose product is annotated as small integral membrane protein 12. Lineage: Eukaryota; Metazoa; Chordata; Actinopteri; Chaetodontiformes; Chaetodontidae. The record is from RefSeq and is a predicted model, not a curated record. Bases 90 to 362 code for a protein of 90 amino acids. The transcript is spliced from 2 exons.